CUUCAAAAUGCUACUAAAAUCUGGGUUUCCAUGUUUGGCUUUUCACCUCUUGCUUUUAAUGUUCAUGAUGAAUGCUAAAGCAGAGAAGUCUUUAUCAACAUCAAUUCAGUUGGAGGAAGCAGACCAAGUUUUCUUCCAUUACAAUGAUCUCAAACUUGGGAAAAAGAUGCCAAUUUACUUUGGAGGUGCAUUUCCUUCACAAAUCCCACAAUUUCUUCCUAAGGCAAAGGCAGAUUUAAUCCCUUUCUCGUCUCAAAAACUCGAGUUUCUUCUCGAGUUUUUCGACAUCCCUCUAGAAUCUCGACAAGCUAAAGCAAUGGAAUACACGUUAAAACUAUGUGAAAUGAAAGCAGAAGGAGAAUUUAACAUAUGUAUUACGUCCAAAGAGUCUAUGCUUGAUUUCGUUCGUAAAAUCUUUAAUAAUAGUAAUAGUAAUAGUAACAGUAAUAAUAAUGACCGAUUUUUUAAGGUGUUGAGUACAAGCUCACUACCAAAAUCAUCCAAACUAUUGCAAAAUUAUGUCAUAGUGAAACAACCUAAGCAAGUACCAAGUCCUAAAAUGGUACCAUGUCACAUGUUAAUAUAUCCUUAUGCAGUAUUUAAAUGUCAUGUACAAAAGUCAAAGGAUCAAGUGUUUAAAAUAUCAUUAUUGGGUGAAGAUGGAGCAUAUGUGGAUGCCAUUGCAAAUUGUCAUAUGAAUACUUCUAAUUGGGAUCCUAAUUAUGUUGGGUUUCAUGUUUUAGGGUUUAAGCCAGGGGAUUCUCCUAUUUGUCAUUUUCUUCCAUCAAAUGAUCUUGUUUGGAUACCUUAUAGUAUACCUAAUGAAAUGGAGAACUUUAUGUAAUCAUAUGGUAGACUGAGAAAAAAAAAAAGUUAAAUAAGAAUUGAAUUUUGUAUCUUAUUUGGAGAAAGUGCGGUACUUGCACCCUGACUCUCAUAUAGCAAUGAAUGUUUAUCUAUAUAUAUAAAGUUCGUAAAGUGUAUUUCCUUUCUUUGGUGCUCUAUUUGUACUAAACUUUUAUAAGCUUAAAAAAAUACA
This is a messenger RNA of Amaranthus tricolor (Joseph's coat), 1039 nucleotides long. Its product is annotated as BURP domain-containing protein BNM2A-like. Lineage: Eukaryota; Viridiplantae; Streptophyta; Magnoliopsida; Caryophyllales; Amaranthaceae. The record is from RefSeq and is a predicted model, not a curated record. Bases 8 to 844 code for a protein of 278 amino acids. The transcript has 2 exons.